CGAAUGCGUCCCCGCAUUGCCACGGCUUUACUCGCCCAUAUCGAACGCGUUACGUAGCACGGCAUUGAGCAAUGCCAUUUCAAAGCAGACGGAUCGCCUCGCCGGUAUCGUCCUCGCUCGGAAGCUUCCUCUCCUUAUCUAAUAAAUCUCCCAUCCCGCUCCGCAGAUCCCUCCGUCCUCGAAAUUCCCCAUCCUUUCCUCUACGCAUUGUAACUACACGCAACAUGUCUGGCCUCACAGUAGAACUACAAGCUCCCAAUGGGCGCAAAUGGGCACAACCGACCGGUCUGUUCAUCAACAAUGAAUUCGUUCCCUCCAGCACCGGAAAGACGAUCGAGUCAAUAGAUCCCGCCACCGAGCAAACAAUCGCCUCAGUGCACGCAGCGAGCGCUUCAGACAUCGACGCCGCCGUGAAAGCCGCCCGCGCAGCACUCAAGCACCCAUCAUGGAAGCAGCUCCCGGGAACCGACCGGGGCAUCCUCAUGGCCAAGUUCGCAGACCUGAUCGAGCAGAACAAGGAGACGCUCGCGACCAUUGACGCCUGGGACAACGGCAAGCCGUACAGCGUGGCGCUGACCGAGGACCUGCCCGAGACCAUCAACACCAUCCGGUACUACAGCGGGUGGUGCGACAAGAUCCACGGCCAGACGAUCCCGACGUCGCCCCAGAAAUUCGCGUACACGCUCCGCCAGCCCAUCGGCGUCGUCGGCCAGAUCAUCCCCUGGAAUUACCCUCUCGCUAUGGCGGCGUGGAAACUGGGUCCCGUGCUGGCGUGCGGCAACACGGUCGUGCUGAAGUCGGCAGAGCAAACGCCCCUCAGCAUCUUGAAGCUGGGAGAGCUGGUCAAGGAAGCUGGGUUCCCGCCGGGCGUUAUCAACUUCGUCAAUGGUGAGGGAAGGGAGGCAGGGGCGGCGUUGGUCCAGCACGCUGACGUCGACAAAGUCGCCUUCACGGGGUCGACAGGGACCGCGCGGGAGAUCAUGAAGAUGGCAGCCACGACAUUAAAGAACAUCACGCUUGAGACGGGCGGCAAGAGCCCGCUCCUCGUCUUCGACGACUGCGACCUCGAGCAAGCAGUGAGGUGGAGCCACAUGGGAAUCAUGUCGAACCAAGGGCAGAUCUGCACCGCGACGUCACGCAUCCUCGUCCAGAAAACCAUCUACGAGCGCUUCAUCGAAGCCUUCAAGCAGCAGGUCAAGGACGUCUCCAAGGUCGGCGACCAGUGGGACGAGGCGACGUACCAGGGCCCGCAGGUCACGAAGGCACAGUACGACCGCAUCUUGUCGUACAUCGAGACGGGACGCUCCGAGGGCGCCACAGUUCUAUGCGGAGGCCAGAAACAUGGCGACAAGGGGUUCUUCAUCCAGCCGACCGUCUUCACGGACGUAAAGGACUCUAUGCGCAUCUACCAGGAGGAGAUCUUCGGCCCCGUCGUCACGAUAUCGACCUUCGAGACUGAGGAUGAGGCUGUCGAGCGCGCGAACAACACUACCUACGGCCUCGGCGCGUCGGUCUUCACGAAGGACCUCGAGCGUGCUCAUAGGGUCGCGUCAGAGAUCGAGAGCGGAAUGGUCUGGGUCAACAGCAGCCAGGACUGCGACUACAGAAUUCCGUUCGGCGGCGUCAAGCAGAGCGGUAUUGGCCGUGAGCUCGGCGAGGCGGGACUGGAGGCUUACUCGCAGACGAAGGCUGUCCAUGUCAAUAUGGGCACCAAGUUGUAGAUAUAGAUUAUGAAAAGCUA
Messenger RNA from Aaosphaeria arxii CBS 175.79, 1741 nucleotides. Its product is annotated as aldehyde dehydrogenase. Gene Ontology annotation, molecular function: oxidoreductase activity, acting on the aldehyde or oxo group of donors, NAD or NADP as acceptor. The record is from RefSeq and is a predicted model, not a curated record. Bases 225 to 1721 code for a protein of 498 amino acids. The transcript has 2 exons. NCBI's taxonomy places the organism in Eukaryota, Fungi, Ascomycota, Dothideomycetes, Pleosporales.